UGACGGUGUUCACUACAAGUGUUUAUGUUUUUUAUUGUAGAAUUUACGUGUCGGCAAUUUAGUAUUAAAACUAGUUAAAUUUAUAAUAAAAAUGAUUAAAAUAAUAUAUUUAUUAUUCACUAUAUAUGUAUCAUACACAUUAGGUGAAUUUACGUCAAAUGAUUGCCGUGAAUUGGGUUUCAUCAAAGGCCAACUAAUGUGUUCCAGUUGUGAGAAGCUGGAUGAUUUUGGUUUGGAAACAUUAAAGCCACAUUGUCGUGAGUGCUGUACGUUAGAUGAAUUGCCGGCCGCCCAACGUCGCUAUCCCAAAGCUAUAUUGGAAGUUUGUACCUGUAAAUUCCGUGCUUACCCACAAAUCCAGGCCUUUAUUAAGAGUGGUCGUCCCGCCAAAUUCCCCAACUUGACCAUUAAAUACGUGCGUGGUUUAGAUCCCAUUGUUAAAUUGUUGGAUAAAACCGGUAAUGUUAAGGAGACUUUAUCGAUUACCAAAUGGAACACCGAUACGGUGGAAGAAUUUUUCGAAACUCAUUUGGAAAAAGUGGGCUCUGGCGGUGACAAGCAAUCUUAUAGUGUUAUAGAAGAAGAAGAGGAUGAUGAUUUUUUGAGAACAAAUUUAAUAUGAAAUUUAAAAUAAGCAUUUCAUUUUACUAGCUAGUUUUCAUUGAAAUUUUUGAAACAGUGAGAAAAAUGUACUUCAUCUUUUGUUCAUAGCAUUCCUUAAUAAUGUCAUAGUAAAUUAUACAAUCGAUUAAUUGAAAAUAUUAAAAAAGAAGAUUUCAUAACAAAUCUAAAUGGA
This is a messenger RNA of Lucilia cuprina (Australian sheep blowfly), 796 nucleotides long. RefSeq names its product selenoprotein F. Lineage: Eukaryota; Metazoa; Arthropoda; Insecta; Diptera; Calliphoridae. Gene Ontology annotation, cellular component: endoplasmic reticulum lumen. The record is from RefSeq and is a predicted model, not a curated record. The coding region runs from base 92 to 622 and encodes 176 amino acids. The transcript has 3 exons. Gene Ontology annotation, molecular function: oxidoreductase activity.